Molecule: messenger RNA, 645 nt
Organism: Penicillium olsonii
Lineage: Eukaryota; Fungi; Ascomycota; Eurotiomycetes; Eurotiales; Aspergillaceae
Source: the annotation of a GenBank genome assembly
AUGGGUCCCUUCAACACCAUCGCUCUGUUCUCUUUCCUCACCAGUGCUGUUGUGGCAUUCCCCCAGCAGACAGCCCCAGCUGUAACAAGCCCGCCUGCCUCGACAAUCACCAAGGCUGCGUCGCUCAGCUGCUCGGACGGCUCCACUGCGGUGUACACGGUCGAUUGCACCAUGGGAUUCCCCGUCUCGUACUGCAGCAAGCCAGAGCCCCCAAUUUCGUGCUCAUCGGGUUUCUUCCCAUCGGUCUACCACCCAGGUCAUUGCAUUGAAGCCUCAACCUGUUUCCCCGUCGAUGCGGAUUGGAUCACGACCGGGUGCAGCAAUGGCGCGUUCCCUUACACCACCAAGACCAUGUACGAUGGAACCUUGGCUGGAGGGGUGUCGACCAUCAUCAGUGCGGUUUCUUGCAAAUGUAGCCAAGACUCGUACUACAGCUACACUUUGGGUGACACUUUCUGCAUGCCCUCCAGCGACUGCGCGGCUGGCAUGACAACUUCUACCUCUACCAACGCAUACUGCGCAACGGCGACUGAUACCGCCUGCGAUAACUACCCCCUGGUGACCAGCGCCUGCAAGUGCGAGAACCCAACCCAGACAGCGGUUUUCCCCGACGAGGACGGUGCCCGUCCCACCGGUUGUGCAUGA